This is a messenger RNA of Pestalotiopsis fici W106-1, 1326 nucleotides long. RefSeq lists its product as uncharacterized. The record is from RefSeq and is a predicted model, not a curated record. The transcript has a single exon. Lineage: Eukaryota; Fungi; Ascomycota; Sordariomycetes; Amphisphaeriales; Sporocadaceae. Bases 1 to 1326 code for a protein of 441 amino acids.
AUGGAUAAUUGGCUUCGAAAUCUCGGAAAUCAGUCCACGAGCGUGCAAAAUUCUCUAGCCUCUCAGUGGACCAAUCCCGUCGAUAUUCUCAGCGUCUUGAUGAUAAUUGGUGGCGAUGUCGUUCAGCGCGCCUUUGCGCAGGGUACAGGAAAGCUCUACGUCCCCGUAUGCUUUUCAUUUGGCUGCGUCGCAUACGCUUUCAUGGGCUGGGUCAAUAUCAUUAGCCACGGACGCCUACUCCCGCCACCCGAUUACGAAUGCAAAGUAUUCAAUUUGGGGUCUGGCUAUGGUCGGGAGAGCAAGAGUUUUAUUGUCGGUCGCCUUUUAAGGGAUUUGGAAGCCCAUGAGACACGCCAGCUCUCAGAGUCUGAUCGCGACUACGCCAUCAAGAUUACGGUUUUCGAGGCCGUCUACAAUUCGAAUGGGUGUUCCAGGUUCUCAUGGACAAAACUUCACCUAGUUGGGCUUGGCGUUACUGCGCUUCAAAUCGGAAUAUCAAUGAUUCCCUACGGAGUGAAUCAAGAUUGGAACAUUCUUCUCAUUGUCCUCAUCGGCACAUUUCUCGUUCAAUGGGCAGGUGCGCUGCCUCAAUGGACAGCUGAAAAGUUGCCGCACCGACAGAACUCCAGAUCUAUUUACGCACUUACCGGAGGGAAUGGUUCGAGAGAUGUGAUGGUUAUCUUUGGCUACGGUAAUUGCCUCGAUCUGGAGUCACUUGCCUGUCCGCAGACGCCACAGAAUAGCCGACCGUGGGAAAAAUUCAAGCGCCGUCUCCCUUUGAGCAGCAAAGACAUUGAAUCCGCUGGCAGAAACGACACCUGGCGUAGCCAGCCACUCGCUCGCAGAUUCUGGCCUUUGGGGAAAUCUCCAUUGGGAUUCGCCAUAACGAAGAUCUCAUAUGGAUGCCUUUCAGUUCUAUGGCUUCUCCUUCUUAUCAAUGUUUCAGCCGCAAAAGCCUUUCCUGAUUCUUGGUGUCUGCUCUCCGUUGGCGGAAUUGGCAUGUUUCAGAAUGCAUGGCUUGCUUCGAAAGAGCUGUCACCACGAAUGAGAAACAUUCCUCUCCGUAAAAAGGAACAUAUUGUAGCACGAAAGGUGAUGGAUGGUAUAAUGGAUUUUCAUCGCACUUAUGAUUGUGGUGUGGCCCUCAGGGAUGAAUUCUUUCCUGGAAAGCUUAGGGAUGAUGAGGACGAUUGGUGGGCGGGGAAUUAUGCCGACUAUGACAACAAACGUGCCUUGGUUCCUUCCCGAGGACAGCCACGUUACCGAGAUGAACCUCGAAAGUACGAGAGAUAUAUCUAUCCCACCCCAAGUUCUUCGUCGACAUAG